AUGGAAAGCUCACAAAGGAAAAGAAGAGGAACAGAAGAACUCCAUCAACAUUUCAAGAAGCUGGAACAAGAGUGGGAAGCUUAUAAGGAAUCCAAGUCAACCACAACAACAUCACGCAGACAUUCCCUUUCUCCUUCAAACCAAACCAUUCACAAGCCACACAAAUAUUCUCCCAGAGAACUCAUGUUCAACCUCCAACAAGAGUCCCCCUCACCACCAGAGGCAUGGAGGAAAGUGACGAGAACCAAAGGCGUUGCAGUGCGAGAGAUCCUCCAAGAGCGUAGGGAUGCUUUCCGAAGAGGAAAGUUGAAGGGUCGACGACUUUUUCAGUCAUCAACUACGGAAGGAGAGAAUAGCGACAGGGAAGUGAGAUCAAUGUCUUUCUAUAACUUGGAUGAUGAAUCUAAUGGAAGUGAAGGGGUGCAUGAUUAUUGUAACCUCCGUGAGCCUUAUUAUUCUUCCUCGUCAUCUUCUUCGUCUUAUCUUGCCGGUGAUGACUACCACGACCAAGACAUGGAGAAAGUGGUGCAGUUGGUGCCAUUGAUAGUAGAGAUGAGAGUUGCUAGUGUUAGUGGUAGUCGUGGCAAUGGAAAAACGAGGUACGCUGUUUUCUUAGGAUGGCUUGCUAUUAUCUUGCUCGUGUUUGCAAUGUGGAUGCGCUUGGAAAAGAUCUUCCAUGGAGAUGAUUGCGACGAGUUUUUGGUUCCAACAUGA
Messenger RNA from Sphenostylis stenocarpa, 714 nucleotides. NCBI's taxonomy places the organism in Eukaryota, Viridiplantae, Streptophyta, Magnoliopsida, Fabales, Fabaceae. The record is from the annotation of a GenBank genome assembly.